UUUCACUACACUCCGUAGCUCUUUCACAAACGGCAUCCUCUUGCUCGCGGAACCGCCGAUCAGACCAGGAAGAGUCGUGCACACCAGAAGUAGUUUAACUCAGAGAGGAUGAAGAGAAAAUCGGACUCGGAUACAGCAACACCGUCGUUGACGGGUGGAGGUAGUGAGUCACUAGGAGCAGAAUUUGAUGUGUUCUUGAAUUUUAGAGGGCCAGACACUCGUCAUAAUUUCACCAAUCACCUCUAUCACUCCCUUGAUGGAGUUGGAAUUCGCGUCUUCUUAGAUGAUGCAGAGAUCCAAAAAGGCGAAAAGAUUGGAGGUGAACUUCUACAUGCCAUCAACAACUCUAGAAUUUACAUGCCUAUCUUCUCCGUAGACUAUGCAUCUAGUGCAUGGUGUCUUCGUGAGCUUGCCACAUGGUGGAAUGCUCAAGAAGAUCAACGAACAAAGUGAUUCUUCCCAUUUUCUUUGAUGUUGAUCCUUACGAUGUUAAGCUUGGAACUGGAUUAUACAUUGAUGCCUUGAAAAGACACGAGGACAGGUUCGGCUACGAUGAAGUGCAACGGUGGAAGGAGGCUCUAACAGAGGUCGCUUCUAUCAAAGGAUGGGACUGCAAAGAUAGAGGCCAAGGGAAACUUAUAAAACUUAUUACUGAUGAGGUUUCAAUGAGAUUGGUGAGAGGAGUUCGAGUAGUGCCGGAUCAUUUGGUUGGAAUCGAUCAUCAUGUGCAAAAUGUGAUGCAUAUGCUAGGCAAAGACACUCUUGAUGUACGGUUUGUCAUAAUAUACGGAAUGGGCGGAAUCGGUAAGACAACUCUUGCUAAGGUUGUUUUCAACCAAAUCACUUCUCAAUUUGAUGGUUGUAGCUUCUUGUCAGACAUUCCACAAUUUUGCAGCAAGGUAAAAUUGUGAAAUUGCAAAAAAGAUUAUUGUCUGACAUACUCAAGUCUAAAUCCAUAAAGGUUCAUGAUACUGACUUUGGGAUCAACAUGAUUAGAGGGAGAUGUUGCCACAAGAAAGUCCUUAUUGUUCUCGAUAAUUUGGAUAGCAAGGACCAGCUUGGGAAACUAGCAGAGAAGUGUGAAUGGUUCAAUUCAGGAAGUAGAAUUAUCGUGACAACUAGAGACAUUAGUAUUUUCAAAAUUAACAAGAGUCAUGCAUCAAUGCAUCCUAAAGCAUAUCACUUUUACCAAAUGAAAGAGAUGGACGAGUAUUGUGCUAUUCAACUUUUCAGUAGACAUGCAUUUGAAAGCGAUGCUCCUCCACAUGAAUAUGAUAAAAUAACGAGAGAAAUUGUGAAAAUCACUGGCGGACUUCCACUAUCUCUUGUGGUCAUUGGAUCCUCACUCUACUGUGAAAGUGAAGAAGUAUGGGAUGAUGUAUUAGCCAAGCUAAAGAAAAUGCCUCACAAGGAAGUUCGGGAGGUAUUAAAGAUAAGUUAUGAUAUGUUGGAUUACGAGCAAAAAGAAAUUUUCCUUGACAUUGCAUGCCACAUGGCUGGUGAACAAAGAAACUAUGCAAUAUCUAUGUGGACAGAACUUGUGAAUUUUUUCCCAACGAAGCCCUCAGAGUUCUUGUUUAUUUGUCUCUUAUAAAAAUUAUGAAUGACAUCAUUUGGAUGCAUGACCAACUCAAAGAUUUAGGGAGGGAACUUGUUCGUAAGGAGAGUAUUGAACAUCCUGGAGAGCGUAGUAGAAUUUGGAAUUCUACCGUAGCCAUGGAUGUUAUACAAAGAAAAGAGGGAACCGAGAAAAUAAAAGCACUCAAACUAGGGGGACAAUCUCAAGUGUGCGAUGUUACAGGAGAAGACAUUUCAAGGCUGGUAAAAUUAAGAUUCUUAGAAUUGGAUGGAGGAAACUUUGUAGGGGACUUCAAACAUCUCCUCUUGGAGCUAAGAUGGUUCUCUUGGCAAAAUUGUCCUUCAGAGUUGCAAGCUAUUAAUUUCUCUUCAAGAAAUCUUGUUGUUCUUAAAAUUUCAGAAUCUGACAUUACAGAUGAUUGGGGUGGAUGGAGCCACAUUAUGGUACGCUUUCAUAUUAUACAAGCAAUUUACAUGUACUCCUUUUCUUUGUGCAUAGUAAACUUGACCAUCUUUGUACUUUCUUGUAUUUGUGAUUUUACAGGGAGAAAGUAGUUUAAAAGUUUUUUUAUCUUGUGAGCUGUAGAAGGUUGACCAAGACACCUAACUUCUCUAAAUGCUUGACUUUGGAGAGACUUGUCGUGAAGGAUUGUGAUAGGCUGGUGGAAAUAGACCCAUCCAUUACUAUGCUAUAGAAUUUGAAGCACAUGGAAAUUAAGGGGUGUAUGGUUUGAGGGUACUUAAAGGAGCUCCGACAAUGCUCACUAGAGGAAUGGUACAUCAACCAUGUCUAGACUCAUUUGGUAAUCUAAAGCGUCUAUCAACACUAAGAAUGGAAAAUCUAGAACUCCUCGAACUUGCAGAUUCAAUAGGGGAGAUACCUGGUCUUCAAGUGUUGUCUUUAUGUGAUUCAUCUAUGGAGAAACUUCCGGAAUCGAUUGGGAAGCUGGAAUCUCUAGUCAAGUUAAAUAUUUCUUCCACGAACAUAAUAGAGUUGCCUGAUUCGAUCGGAGAACUUAAGAGAUUGAAGAUUUUAGGCAUGAGAAAUUGUAAAUUAAGAAAGCUUCCUAAGGCAAUAGGGAUGCUGGAGAAGCUUGAAUCUUUAGAUGCUUCAUUUUGCAUGUUUUUGGAAGGAGAAAUUCCAAUGGAAAUUGGGGCAUUAUCAGUUUUGCAAGAACUACUCUUGGAUGGAACCCGUAUCUCUGAAGUGCCACCAACUAUUAGUCAACUUUGUCAACUUAUGAGGUUGGGUUUGCGUGAUUGUGAGGAGCUUCAACAAUUGCCAGAGCUUCCUGCAAGUUUGGCACAUUUGGAUAUUAAGUCUACAUCAUUACAGAGGAUUCCAGAUCUAUCAAACCUCAGCAACUUAAAUUUUCUGCAAUUAUCUGAUUAUGGUCAUCGUAGAUAUGUUAACAUCCCUCAUGCACCACUAAACGCAUGCCAAGCUCAAGAUUUGCAGUGUAUUGGGAGGUUAACUAGGUUGUCAUGGUUGGCAUUGGACCUCUCAGACGGGACAAUGUUGCAUGCUGACUUUGGUACCCUUACCAAACUCAAAAUGCUUGAACUACCAGGCUCCACCAUUAAAUCUCUCGAGCGGAUUCCAACCGAAGUUGAGACGUUGACGUGUUAUGACUUCGAGUCUACAGAUGGAUGGUCAAACCUUCACACCUUCAAAUAUUUGUCCAGUUUAAAAAUAGUCAGGUCGUGCUUAACCGAAAUUCCACUGGAUGUACUUGGACAGCUGGAGAACCUUCACUAUUUGGAUGUUUUGGAGUGUCAAUUCCUUGAGAGACUACCCCAUUUAUCAAGUUUAAGAAAGCUACAGGCUUUGACUCUUUAUGAGUGCCCACGUCUACUUGAGAUUCAGGGUGUCGAACAAUUAAAAACACUGGAAAAGUUAUAUAUAUGUUAUUGCCUGUCCUUAAAAGAGCUACCGAAUCUUUCUAACUUACAGAAACUGAGCAAGUUGCAUUUAUUAGGUUGCGAAUCGUUGGAAAGUUUGCCUAUUGUAGCGAAUGAGGAAACAUGUCACGUGAAUGUUUCCAGAUGCAAGAUGCUCCCUUAUGAUUCCGGUCCAACAUUUGAAUGGGCUUGCUUAGAAGCGCCCCUUUGUGGAGAAACUUCUGGAUUCAAUUGGGAAACUGAAGUCUCUAGUUGAGUUGAAUCUAUCUCGCACGAACAUCAUAGAACUGCCUGAUUCAAUUGGAGAGCUUAUGAGAUUGAAUGUGCUACUAAUGGAAAUCUGUAAAUUGAGAAAGCUACUUCAGGGAAUAGGGAUGUUGGAGAAGCUUGAAUAUUUAGAAGGCAGCAAUUGUAAAUUUUUGGAGGGAGAAAUUUCGAUGGAAAUUGGGGCACUAUCAUCUUUGAAAAACCUAAGCUUAAAUAAUACUUGCUUUUCUGAAGUGCCACCAACUAUUAGUCAGCUUUCUUGACUUUAUGAUUUGGGUUUGCACGGUUGUCAUGAGCUUCGAGAAUUGCCACAAUUUCCUACAAGUUUGGCAUCUUUGGACAAUUCAUCUUCAGCUUUACAGAGGAUUCCGGAUCUGUCAAACCUGACCAACUUAUAAAAGUCUGAAUUUAUCUAAUGGUGUUCGUCCUAGGUAUCUUAAUAUGCCUCAUGCACCACCAAACGCAUGCCAAGCUCAAGAUUAGCAGUGGAUUGGGAGGUUAACUAAGUUGACGUGAUUGAGAUUGGACCUUUCAGACAUGACCAUGUUGCCUGCUGACUUUAGCACCCUUACCGAACUCCAAAAUCUUGAAUUACCAGGCUCCACCUUUCAAUUUCUUGAGGGGGUUCCGCCCAAUAUUGGUGGGUUGAGGUUCUUUAAUCUUGAGUCCACCGAUGGAUGGUCAUGCCUUCACACCUUCUAAAAUAUGUCCAGAAUAGACGUAUGCAGGUCAUGCUUGACAGAAAUUUCACUGGAUGUGCUUGAGCAGUUGGAGAACCUUCGCCAAUUACAGGUAUUGCACUGCCAAUUCCUUGAGAGACUAUCUCAUAUACAAAGCUUAGCAAAGCUUUGGUUUUUGGGGAUGACUAAUUGCCUGGAGCUAGUUGAGAUUCAAGGUCUCGAACAAUCAGAAUCAGUGGAGCAUAUUUAUAUUGAUUUUUGCCCAUCCUUGAAAGAGUUACCAGAUCUUUUCGGCUUACAAAACCUGGAAAGUUUGUAUUUAUCUUGUUGCGACUCGUUGGAAAGUUUACCUGUUGUAGCGAAUACGGAAACAUGUCGUGUGAUUGUUCUCUCAUGCAGGAUGCUGCCUCGCAUUUCAUGUCUCUUGUCAACUUUUGGAUUAGGAAGGUAAUGAUGGGAAGAUUACAACCCACGGCGAGAAGUGGUGGCAUUUUAAUGCCUUGCUCAGAUUUAAUAAUCAUCUUCUCUAUUUGUAGUUUUGUGUAUACUUAACGUUCUUGCCCUUGUAUUGAGGUUGAAAAGUAGCUACACUUAACUGUUUUUUCCUAAUCUUCUCUAUCUGUAGUGUUGUGUAUACUUAACGUUUCGCUGCUAGCUAUUUGGG
Messenger RNA from Eucalyptus grandis, 5091 nucleotides. RefSeq names its product disease resistance protein RPV1-like. The transcript has 3 exons. The coding region runs from base 2336 to 3736 and encodes 466 amino acids. Lineage: Eukaryota; Viridiplantae; Streptophyta; Magnoliopsida; Myrtales; Myrtaceae. The record is from RefSeq and is a predicted model, not a curated record.